AUGGGGAUCUCCAUCAUUAUCUUUGAAAUAUGUCUUUUGUUGGGUCAAACCCUUUCUGCAGGUUGGUGGAACCCAGGGGGAACAAUUAAUGAUGUGUUUUAUCCAACUGAACAAACCACAGAAGAGCCCACUACUAUAUUUCCUGACCACAUCCCAAUAGGAACAGAGUCUGGUUUGGCUGUGAGGCUGGUGAAUGGAGGAGACAGGUGUCAGGGUCGAGUGGAGAUCCUUUACCAGGGUACCUGGGGCACCGUGUGUGACGACAGCUGGGACAUCAAUGAUGCCACUGUGGUGUGCAGGCAGCUGGGCUGUGGCUCGGCCUUGGAUGCUUUAGACAGUGCCUACUUUGGACAGGGCUCAGGGCCCAUUGUCCUGGAUGACGUGGCAUGUAGAGGAUAUGAGGACUAUCUGUGGAGGUGCUCCCACCGAGGCUGGCUCUCUCAUAACUGUGGACACCAAGAGGAUGCUGGAGUCAUCUGUUCAGAGGCUCAGACAAGCAGUCCCACACCUGGUUGGUGGAACCCGGGGGGAACAAUUAACGAUGUGUUCUAUCCAACUGAACAAACCACAGAAGGAACAGAGUCUGGUUUGGCUGUGAGGCUGGUGAAUGGAGGAGACAGGUGUCAGGGUCGAGUGGAGAUCCUUUACCAGGGUACCUGGGGCACCGUGUGUGACGACAGCUGGGACAUCAAUGAUGCCACUGUGGUGUGCAGGCAGCUGGGCUGUGGCUCGGCCUUGGCUGCUCCAGGAAGUGCCCGCUUUGGACAGGGCUCAGGGCCCAUUGUCCUGGAUGACGUGGCAUGUAGAGGAUAUGAGGACUAUCUGUGGAGGUGCUCCCACCGAGGCUGGCUCUCUCAUAAAUGUGGACACCAAGAGGAUGCUGGAGUCAUCUGUUCAGAGGCUCAGACAAGCAGUCCCACACCUGAUGUGUUCUAUCCAACUGAACAAACCACAGAAGAGCCAACUACUUCGGUUCCUGGUUACAUACCAAUAGGAACAGAGUCUGGUUUGGCUGUGAGGCUGGUGAAUGGAGGAGACAGGUGUCAGGGUCGAGUGGAGAUCCUUUACCAGGGUACCUGGGGCACCGUGUGUGACGACAGCUGGGACACCAAUGAUGCCAAUGUGGUGUGCAGGCAGCUGGAGUGUGGUUGGGCCUUGGCUGCUCCAGGAAGUGCCCGCUUUGGACAGGGCUCAGGGCCCAUUGUCCUGGAUGACGUGGCCUGUACAGGACAUGAGGCCUAUCUUUGGGGAUGUUCCCACCGAGGCUGGCUCUCUCAUAACUGUGGACACCACGAGGAUGCUGGAGUCAUCUGUUCAGCUGCCCAACUCCAGAACACAACCAGGCUAGACAUGUGGCCUACUACUACCUCAGCAACUACACCAGAUUUGAUGACUACAACUCCUUAUUAUGGUAAGUUUGGGAUGAGACCAAAGCAUAGCUUUCAGCAGUUCAACCAAGAGGUUGGAGAAAGAUUGGUGGACAACUUCUUCUCCUGGGUUUAUCAGCAUGUUCACACUUCUCUGUCUGCAGAGUACACUUGUGGAGGUUUCCUGACUCAGUCCUAUGGGCUAUUUUCCAGCCCAUACUACCCCUCAAGCUAUCCUAACAAUGCCAGAUGUUUGUGGAAAAUUUUGGUUCCCAGCAUGAACCGUGUGACAGUGGUCUUCACAGAUGUGCAGCUUGAAGGAGGCUGCAGCUAUGACUAUAUCCUGGUUUAUGAUGGCCCUGAAUACAAUUCUUCUCUCAUUGCUCGGGUAUGUGAUGGAUUCAAUGGAUCUUUCACCUCAACCCGGAACUUCAUGUCUGUAGUCUUCAUCACGGAUGGCAGUGUGACAAGAAGAGGGUUCCAGGCUGACUAUUACUCUAUCCCUGUCAGCAUUGGCACAAAGUGUGGGACACUGGCCAUGUUCUGGGACCAAGCACAUCUGGCUUCUAUUGGUGGCCUACAACAUAUCCUUAUGUGCUACCUUAUCUCAGGAAAUGAUUCUUCAUUGGUGCUGAGGCUGGCAAAUGGAACAAAUCGGUGUGAGGGCCGAGUGGAGAUCUUGUACAGAGGCUCUUGGGGCACUGUGUGUGAUGACAGCUGGGACAUCAAUGACGCCAAUGUGGUCUGCAGACAGCUUGGUUGUGGCUCUGCUCUGUCUGCCCCGGGAAAUGCUUGGUUCGGUCAGGGCUCAGGGCUCAUUGUCCUGGAUGAUGUAUCUUGCUCGGGAUAUGAAUCUCACCUGUGGAAUUGUCGUCACCCUGGCUGGCUUGUCCAUAACUGUCGCCAUUUUGAGGAUGCAGGAGUCAUCUGCUCACUCCCUGAGCCGACUUCUCCCAGGCCAGUCUGGACUACGGCACCUCCUUCCUAUGUAAACUAUACUUGUGGAGGUUUCCUGACCCGGCCCUCUGGGCAAUUUUCUAGCCCAUUCUACCCUGGGAACUAUCCUAAUAAUGCCAGAUGUCUGUGGAACAUUGAGGUCCCAAACAACUACCGUGUGACUGUGGUCUUCAGAGAUGUGCAGCUGGAAGGGGGCUGCAGCUAUGAUUAUAUAGAGAUUUUCGAUGGCCCCCACCACAGUUCACCUCUCAUUGCCCGGGUUUGUGAUGGGGCCGUGGGCUCUUUCACAUCAAGAUCCAACUUCAUGUCAAUUCGCUUCAUCACUGAUCACAGUAUUACUCGAAGAGGGUUCCAGGCUGAUUACUACUCAGUCUUUGACAAUACUACCACCAAUCUCCUUUGUCUGUCAAAUCACAUGCAAGCCAGUGUGAGCAGAAGCUACCUCCAGUCCAUGGGCUAUUCUGCCAGAGAUCUUGUCAUUCCUGGUUGGAAUGUGAGUUACCGGUGUCAGCCCCAGAUAACACAGAGGGAGGUCAUAUUCACAAUUCCCUACACAGGCUGUGGCACCACCAAACAGGCUGACAAUGAGACCAUCAACUACUCCAACUUCCUCAAAGCGGCUGUUUCAAAUAGCAUCAUCAAAAGGAGAAAGGACCUCCACAUCCAUGUCAGCUGCAAGAUGCUUCAGAACACCUGGGUCAACACCAUGUACAUCACCAACAACACAGUCGAGAUCCAGGAAGUCCAGUAUGGCAAUUUUGACGUGAACAUUUCCUUUUAUACAUCCUCCUCCUUCUUGUAUCCAGUGACCAGCAGCCCGUACUAUGUGGAUCUGGACCAGAAUUUGUACCUUCAGGCUGAAGUCCUCCAUUCUGAUGCCUCUUUGGCUCUGUUUGUGGACACCUGUGUGGCUUCUCCACAUCCCAAUGACUUCUCGUCUUUGACAUAUGAUCUCAUCCGGAGUGGAUGCGUCCGAGAUGAGACCUACCGAUCAUACGCCUCGCCCUCGCCACGCAUCUCCCGCUUUAAAUUCAGUUCUUUCCACUUCCUGAACCGCUUCCCCUCAGUGUACCUGCAGUGUAAACUGGUGGUAUGUCGAGCGUACGAUGUCUCCUCACGGUGCUACAGAGGCUGCGUAGUGAGGUCCAAGAGGGAUGUAGGCUCCUACCAAGAAAAGGUGGAUGUUGUCCUAGGACCCAUCCAGUUGCAAUCCCCCAGCAAAGAAAAGAGGAGCCUCGACUUGGCAGUGGAGGAUGUGGGGAAGCCAGCCAGCUCCCAGGCAGUCUACCCCACCGCGGCCGUCUUUGGUGGAGUCUUCCUGGCCAUGGUCCUAGCUGUGGCAGCCUUCACACUGGGAAGGAGGACACGCAUUGCCCGUGGCCAACCUCCAAGUACUAAGAUGUGAAGCGAAACAACCCAGACAUUGGCUCCAUGUGCACAGAUUCUCAGAGAAGAUGGAAGUGAGGGUCUAACACUUGGCACCCAGAUACAAGGCUUCCCUUAGCACAAAUGCAUGGCCAAGCAUGAUGAGAUGGCAAAGAAGAAAGGUGGAGGCCAAGUUUUCCCAGGAUCUACAGGCUAAAGGCUGUGGAGAAUGUCAUAGGAGAAUGGAACCAGUGUCUAGAAUCACAGGCAACUGUGAGCCCAACACUGGCGGCAGCCAUGCUUUUUCUAGCUAGAGUUUCCCUUUACCCCGUGUAUAGACGACUGUAGUGUCGAUGUCAGCCUUUUCUUACAACAGUGCAAACUAAAUAUAAAGAAUCUUUCUUACGGCAA
Messenger RNA from Arvicanthis niloticus (Nile rat), 4100 nucleotides. NCBI's taxonomy places the organism in Eukaryota, Metazoa, Chordata, Mammalia, Rodentia, Muridae. The record is from RefSeq and is a predicted model, not a curated record.